AUGAAGGAGUUCAAAGACGUUCAAGUCAUCUACAAACCCUUGAGCCAGCCCAAAAUAGGGUUGGGUUACCAAGGAUUCAAUCCGCGUACCGAAAUCUUGCCCAAGGGGUGGUCAAACGAGGGAAAGCGACCCUUGACGUGUGAUAUCCUCGUUGAACAUGACGUCGGGUACAAGGUGCGCGAUGGAGUCACCCUGUAUGCGGACGUUCUUCGUCCUCCCACCGGCCGGGUCCCGGCUAUUGUUUGCUGGAGUCCCUUCGGAAAGAAGUUCAACGGCUCCGACGCGUUGAAUCUGAUGGCUCCGUACAAUUUGGGCCUCCGCGAUGACGCGCUCAGUGGUUUGGAGAAAUUCGAGGCGCCGGAUCCCGCCUUUUGGGUGGAAAAGGGAUACGCGAUUGUCAAUGUGGAUAAUAGGGGCAGCUUUGACUCGGAGGGUUCGUGUGCGGUGCUAGGAACGCAGGAAGGAGAAGAUGGUCAUGAUGUGAUUGAAUGUAUCGCCCAAGAGCCGUGGUGCACUGGAAACAUUGGGAUGGCCGGCAAUUCCCACCUUGCACAAAGCCAAUGGUUUAUUGCCGCCCAGCAGCCACCAUCACUGAAAGCUAUUGCGCCUUGGGAAGGCUGCGCAGAUAUGUACCGCGAGACCUUUGUUCGUGGCGGUAUCUACUGUGGCGAUCUCUUCGAUGAACUCAUUUCGAAAUAUGUCAUACACGGACGCGAGAUCGAGGGCAUCCGGGCCAUGUUCGACAAAUACCCGCUCGCGAAUGACUACUGGAACGAUAAGCGCGCUGAGAUCGAAAAGAUUGAUAUCCCGACAUACAUCACCGGCACGUGGUCCAAUACUAUGCAUGGCAUGGGAGCCAUUCGAGGAUGGCUCAAGGUGAAGACGUCCAACAAGUGGCUCCGAUUCCAUCCCUACCAGGAAUGGUAUGACCUGUGGGGGUGUCCGGAGUCCACCCAGGAGCUACUCCAGUUCUUCGACCGGUACCUCAAGGGGCUUGACAACAACUGGGAGAGCACACCCCGCGUGCGCAUGGCGUUGUUGAAAUUCGGCCAAACGCCAUCGAUAGGCGGCAUCGUGGAGCAGGACUUUCCCAUUCCGAAUGCUGAAUACAAGAAGGCGUACCUCGAAUCCAAUGAAAGGUUGGCCCUCAACAAGCCCAUAAACAGCCUCAUCUUGUCGUACGAUGCAACAUCCCAAGCCGGCUUCUUGAAAUUCAGGUACACGUUUGAUAAAACGACGCGAAUCAUGGGCAUGCCAAAGGCAGUCCUGUACAUGUCAUGUCAGGAACAUGAUGAUAUGGAUGUUUUUGUUAUCCUUCGCAAGGUAUCGUCCACAGGCGAGCCUAUGUUGUGCUUAAACGUGCCGUGGGAAGGUCUGCCAGUCAAGUCAUUCCACGAAAUACCUGAGAAGCUGCGGACAGAAGUUAUUCUCUAUAAAGGACCGACGGGUAUACUCCGGGCGUCGCAACGCGCAAUUGACCACGACAAGUCAAUGCACCCUAACUGGCCUUUCCACCCACAUGACCGAGAGGAGCGCAUUCCACCCGGACAAAUCAUCAAGCUUGAGAUUGGCAUUUGGGCAACAGGUAUCGAGUUCCAGGCUGGAGAAAGUAUACAGUUUGAAAUUGCGGGGCACUUUCGAGGUGUCUCCAACUUUGGGAGACCAGAGCAUGUCAAGAACAAAGGCCGGCAUAUUGUUCAUAUCGGAGGGGGACACGAUAGCCAUGUACUUUUGCCCUUCUGCUAG
This is a messenger RNA of Aspergillus oryzae RIB40, 1746 nucleotides long. Its product is annotated as CocE/NonD family hydrolase. Gene Ontology annotation, molecular function: dipeptidyl-peptidase activity. NCBI's taxonomy places the organism in Eukaryota, Fungi, Ascomycota, Eurotiomycetes, Eurotiales, Aspergillaceae. The transcript has a single exon. The record is from RefSeq and is a predicted model, not a curated record. The coding region runs from base 1 to 1746 and encodes 581 amino acids.